Schistocerca nitens (vagrant locust) is the source of this 1511-nucleotide messenger RNA. RefSeq names its product chitinase-like protein Idgf4. NCBI's taxonomy places the organism in Eukaryota, Metazoa, Arthropoda, Insecta, Orthoptera, Acrididae. Gene Ontology annotation, biological process: carbohydrate metabolic process; chitin catabolic process. Gene Ontology annotation, cellular component: extracellular region. Gene Ontology annotation, molecular function: chitin binding. The record is from RefSeq and is a predicted model, not a curated record. The coding region runs from base 50 to 1348 and encodes 432 amino acids. The transcript has 7 exons.
AAAAGUCCGCGGGCUGGGCUGCUCUCGUCCAGUGUGACUGUUCCUCGCGAUGCAGAGCUUCGCCAGGUUCCUGCUGUUGACGGCCUGCUGCUGGUCAGCGGCGUUGGCCGCGACCACCAAGGUCGUCUGCUACUUCAACACCAGCGCGCUCAAACGACCAGAGUCGAGCCGCAUUCUGCUGUCGCAGAUCGAGCCCAGCUUCUCGUACUGCACGCACCUGGUCGUGGGCUACGCCACCAUCAACACGGAGACGUACAAGGCGGUGCCGCCGAGCGAAGACGAGCACACCACGUACACCAACAUCGUGGCGCUCAAGAGGCGCUUCCCCAGCCUCAAGAUCCUGCUGUCGAUCGGCGGCGGCGCCGCGGACACCGACAGCAGGGAGAAGUUCUUCGAGCUGCUUGAAAGUGAUGAACACCGAACGACUUUCGUAAGUUCGGCAAAGAGCCUACUGAAGCAACACGGAUUUGAUGGCAUUGACAUCGCCUGGGAGUUCCCCAAGAACAAAGCAAAGAAGGACCGCGGCACUCUUGGCUCCAUAUGGCACGGGAUCAAGAAGGUGGUCGGCGCGGCCCACAGCCACACGGACGAGAAAGCAGACGAGCACAAGAGCCAGUUCUCGGCCCUCAUCCGCGAACUGAGGACGUCGCUGAGGAACGAAAAUGCCCUCCUGACUCUCAGCGUCAUCCCAUACAUCAACCAGUCGCUGUACUACGACCCGACGGCGCUGAACCAGCAGAUCGACCAGCUGCACGUGCUGGCCUUCGACUACCGCAACCCGGAGCGUGACCCCAAGGAGGCCGACUACCCUGCGCCGCUCUACCCAGCCGGGCAGAGGGACUCUGACCUCUCGGUCGACGGAAACAUCCGCUGGUUCCUCGAGAACUCAUUCCCAGCUAGCAAGCUGGUGCUCGGCAUCCCGACGUUCGCCCGCACGUGGAAGCUGACGGAGGACAGCAAGGUGUCCGGCGCGCCGCCCAUAGAGACGGACGGCCCCGGCGACCAGGACGCGAUCGUGCAGACGCCGGGCCUGCUGGCCUACCAAUCGGUGUGCACCCUGCUGCCCAACCCCUCCAACAAGGACAAGCCGACGACGCUGCGCCGCGUCAACGACCCCUCCAACCGCCUCGGCUCCUACGGCUUCCGGCUGCCCUCCGGAGACGUCAACGGCCUGUGGGUGGGCUUCGAGGACCCGGACGUCGCCGCCUACAAGGCCCAGUACGCCAAGACCAAGAGUCUGGCCGGCAUCGCCUUCUCCGACCUCACCCUGGACGAUUACAACGGCAUCUGCACUGGCGAGAAGUUCCCCAUUGUUCGGGCUGGAACGCUGAAACUUCGUUCACCGUAAGCACUCUACAUCGAACGUGCUUUUCGAGCUCGUGGCACAAAACCAGAUUUUAUAAUCACAGUGGAAGAAUUACAAUGAAUACGAAAUUCACAUUUUAACAGUGAGGUCUAUGACUGUGCUACACAAAGCGAUAGAAAUAAAGAUCUUCUUUCCAAACAUAAAA